Pungitius pungitius (ninespine stickleback) is the source of this 5944-nucleotide messenger RNA. Its product is annotated as tensin-3-like. Bases 380 to 4582 code for a protein of 1400 amino acids. NCBI's taxonomy places the organism in Eukaryota, Metazoa, Chordata, Actinopteri, Perciformes, Gasterosteidae. Gene Ontology annotation, molecular function: protein binding. The transcript has 27 exons. The record is from RefSeq and is a predicted model, not a curated record. Gene Ontology annotation, cellular component: focal adhesion.
CAGCGGCAGCACCGACUGGAGGAAGUGCGCUGGGGGGAGAGAGCGAGAGAGAGAGAGAGAGCGAGCGAGAAAAAAAAAAGAGAGAGAGAGAGAGAGAGAGGGAGAGGGAGGGGGGCCGAGCAACAGAAGCAGCAGUUCAGAAACCCAUCGAGGGCUUCAAACUUCAACACCGGCAGCCGCAGCGGAAGGCCGAGGGGAGCGAAUUGCAGCAGCGGGAAAUGCGCCUCCCAGCCUGCACUAAGCCUGCGUGACGGGCCGUGGACUUUAGCCGACUCUGUUCUCUGACUGACUGAAGGGGACACACAGCGGACCCCUGUGCCCCAAAAAACGAGAAGAGUAAUCGGAGUACUCGGCUUCCAAGGAAGUCCCAACAUUCAGCAUGGAGGAGGGAUACGAACUCGACCUGACGUACAUCACGGAGCGCAUCAUCGCCGUGUCCUUCCCCCGGGGGUGCACGGAGGAGAUCUACUCCCACAACCUAAAGGAUGUCACGCGAAUGCUCAAGUCCAAGCAUGCAGACAAUUACCUGAUUAUCAACCUGUCGGAGAAAAGACACGAUCUCACCAGAAUGAACCCCAAGACUCUAGAUACAGGCUGGCCAGACAUGCACGCUCCACCUCUGGAUAAGAUAUGCACCAUCUGUAAGGCCAUGGAGAGCUGGCUCAAUGCCGACCCCCUACAUGUGGCCGUUAUACACUGCAGGGGAGGCAAGGGGCGAAUCGGCGUCGUGAUUUCCUCCUUUGUUCAUUUCACCGACGUGUCAGCCAGUGCUGAUCAGGCGUUGGACCGCUUUGCCAUGAGGAAAUACUACGAUGACAAGGUCUCUGCUCUGAUGACGCCGUCACAGAAGCGGUACGUUUGGAUCCUCAACAGCCUUCUGAGUGGAUCCAUGAAGAUCAACGCCUCGCCCUUGUUCCUGCACUGCGUCAUCCUUCAUGGGAUCCCAAACUUUGACGCCAGUGGAGUAUGUCGUCCGUACAUCAAGGUCUACCAGGGAAUGCAAACCGUGUAUUCAUCUGGGAUCUACCACAUUGGUCCGGGCCACAGAGGCCGCGUGUGCAUCACCCUGGAGCCUGCACAGCUUCUAAAAGGAGACAUCAUGGUUAAGUGCUAUCACAAGAGUGACGUAACCUCUGAGCGGGAAGUGGUUUUCCGGCUGCAGUUCCACACGGGAGCAGUGCAGGGCUACAACCUGAUGUUUGACAAAGAGGACAUGGAGAUUGCCAACAAAGAUCCCAGAUUUGCGGAUUAUGGCAAAGUGGAGCUGGUGUUCUCCGAGGGACCAGAGAAGAUCCCAGGUGCUGUCAGGUGGCAAAACGGGGCAGAUGUUAUUGUGGACUACAACACAGCAGAUCCUCUUAUCCGCUGGGACUCCUACCAGAACAUCUGUGAUGGUGAAGCCCCGCGCUCUCAAGGCCUAACCCGGGACGGAGCGGCGAACAAGAGGAGCCCCGGCGGAGGAGAGGCGACGCUGGGCAGAGGGGCCCGCACCACCUCCGCCACCUCCAGCCCCGACCACAGCGACAACGCCCUCUCCGUCAGCAGUGACUCGGGCCUGUCCAGCACUUCUCUGUGGGCGGACCGACCCGCGCCAGGCCCCGCCCCCGCCCCUACACCUACCCUUACCCCUGCCACUAACACCACCAGCAACACCCUCAGGCACAACCUGGGCCCCAGCCAGCAGGAGAAGGUCCAGCUGAAGCGCCUUUUGAGUGGCUUCGGCCUCGAGGAACCCCCAGUGGGGGAGAUGGGUGAUCGAGUGCCCAGGCUGGUCAGCCAGCAGAUAGUCCCGCCACAUCAAGCGCACCUCAACAGAGACCCUAGACCCCGAGAGAGGGAAACGGACAUCCUGGACGACGAGGUCAUCGCAGGUCACGAUCUGCAGAGCGUGGACAGCUUGGGGACCUUGUCGUCCUCGUGCCACAAGAGCAGCCAGAACUCCCUGCUGUCAGAUGGCUUCGGGAGUCCCGGGGCAGAGGAGCAGCACCAGAGCCAGCAUCAGCACCACCACAGCCACCCGGCGCCCCCACUCGCGGAGGAGUACGACAGGGCCUACGCCGAGGCCAGAAGGGGCUGCUUGGGCUCCAGGAGCAACUCCGUGGCCACGGCGAAUCCCGGCAGCGCCCCGGCGGCCAAGCAGCACGUCUACAGGCAGGGCAGCUACUCCACGCAGUCCUGGGUGCGCCAGCAGCAGAUGGUCGCCGCGCAGCAGUUCAUCUACACGCCCGACGGCGGGAACGACGUGGAGAGGUACCCGGGGAACAAGGCAACGAGCACCUCGCCCAACGCCGGCCUGCCUGCUGAGCCGCAGGCCCCCGCAAGGGACGCGGGGGCGCACGCUCAGGGGAGCGCGGCGCCGCACGAGGAGCAGGCGACGGUCAUCAAAAACAACAACAACAACAACAAGCGCGACGAGGAGUUCAAAUCACUGACGAUGGACAUCGACAACUCCAUCGACCAGCUCAACCAGCUGAUCAUGGACCUGGAUCCCACAUUCCUGCCGGUUUCCGGUAACAGCAGAUCCCUCAAGAGGAGCGGCGGGACGCGCGCCAACGGCUCGGCGACCGAGGGCCCGAACGGCAUCGACCUCCGAUUCAGAGACAGUAACGCAGCAACAGCCCUGAAAAACACACAGCAGACCGCUGUCCAGGCCAGUGACGGACGGGUGGUGGGCAUCACGCGGACUCCGAGUUGCCAAAGAAGUGGCGUCCCGGAUCAACCGGGCUUCUGUAACUCAGGGUGGGGUGGCACCGAGGAGUACAGGGACCCGCGGACGUACUCUCAGCACCCCUUGUUGUACAGGGCUGACAGUGCAGAGUACCGGGCCCAGGGCUCAGAGAUGGACAGCGGGGUCGAGGCUGGCAGUGGCAUGACUCCGCCCACUCCCGCCUUCCCCAUCUCUCCGCCAACCCCUUACGUGAAAAGCAUGUCCGAAUUGACUCACCUCAUGCAAACGCCAUCUCCCAGCGUGCAGUCCUAUGGAGGCUACAGAACGGACCACGAACCCCGAGGGUAUGCAGAGAUGAUCGGUUACGUUAGAAGCGACAGUUUACCAGACUCCUCCGUCAACUGCCACAGGACACUUGGUGCCACACACUCGGCCUCUGUUGUUGGGAGCCACCAGUGGACAGACAGUUCAUCGGCGAGCCAGUCCUGGCCAGAGCAUCCCGUCCUGUCCCGCCACUCGUCUCUGAGCAGCUAUCCCUCGAGCAGAGCACCGCCGCAGCACUCCAUGUCCCUGGACUACGGCCACCACUCUCCUCCCCUGCACCACCCGCACAUCCACCCGGCCCCCAACGCCCACAGCUCCCCCCGAAGCAGCCAGCGAAGCUGCACGGCUCGCCACGCCCUCAGCCGCAGUCCGCCGGGGAGCUUUGACGAGCAGGACGGCCCGGGUCUCGGCUACGGCGCCGACGCUCCCGGCCCCGCCUCCAAUCUGAUGGGAAACGGCGGCCCGGGCCGGGACCCUUUGACCUCCGUGGACGGGCGGAUCCAGUCGCAGCUGCCCCACUUGCAGGCCCCGCUCCUGCCCGAGAAGAAGAGGGCGUCCGACGGGGAGCAUUCCCUGGGAACGGCGUCCCCGGCCCCCAGCGGCUUCUCCAGCCCCCACAGCGGGAGCUCCCUGAGCAUUCCCUUCCCCAGCGUGUUGCCGGACCUCUCAGCCCAGACGCCGGGCACCGCCUCACCUCCGCCAGAUGUACCGACAAGCAAGCUGGUCACUGUCAAAUUUGUGCAGGACACAUCUAAAUUCUGGUACAAGCCGGAAAUCUCCAGGGAUCAAGCCAUUUUGGUCCUGAAGGACAAGGAGCCCGGUUGCUUUAUCGUGCGGGACAGCCAUUCCUUCAGGGGGGCUUAUGGGCUGGCAAUGAAGGUGGCAACUCCCCCACCCUCAGUUCUCCAACAAACCAAGAAAGCAGGAGGCGACCUAGCCAAUGAGUUGGUGCGCCACUUCCUCAUUGAGUGUACCCAGAAAGGAGUGAGAUUGAAGGGCUGCCCCAAUGAGCCCUAUUUCGGAAGUUUAACCGCGCUGGUCUGCCAACAUUCAAUCACCCCCUUGGCCCUGCCCUGCAAACUUAUCAUACCUGACGGAGAUCCUCUUGAAGACGUUGUGGAGACCACCUCACAGCUGAUCACCAACUCUGCGGCCGAGUUGCUAAAACAAGGCGCAGCGUGUAACGUGUGGUACCUGGGCUCCAUGGAGAUGGAGUCGCUGACGGGCGUCCAGGCGGUGCAGAAAGCCGCCAGCAUGUCCCUGAGCUCCGACCCUCCACCGACCUCCACGGUGGUUCACUUCAAGGUGUCCUCCCAGGGGAUCACCCUCACUGACAACCAGAGGAAGUUGUUCUUCAGGAGGCAUUACAAUGUCAAUACAGUCAUAUUUUGUGCAUUGGACCCUCAGGAAAGAAAGUGGAAGAGGGAUGGCUGCCCUUCUGCAAAGAUCUUUGGCUUCGUGGCGAGGAAAACUGGCACCUCUACGGACAAUGUGUGUCACCUGUUCGCAGAGCAUGACCCUGAGCAGCCGGCGAGCGCCAUCGUCAACUUUGUCUCCAAGGUGAUGAUUGGCUCGCAGAGGAACAAAUAGGUUUGACUCGGACGGAGCUGAUCCCCUGGGCAAAUGUUUGCUGGAAGUAGAGAAAAAAAAGACAAGUACAAAGGACACAAUGUAAGGAGUGAAGAUGGGGACGUUACCCCUGGAUAUUAACUGGAUAUUGAGAACAUAAUGAUCAUUUACCAGCACCAGAAUAUUUAAUUGCAUCUUUCAAUGGAAAAUGUAAAUAACUUCUCUGCUGUUAUGUUUAAUUCCUGUAAAAUUAACUGUAAAGUAGCAAAGUAAGAAAAAGACAAAACGAUAAUAUUGAAACCUAAUGUAUUCAAGCGCUAUAAAUCUUUUUUGACAUAUAUUAAGUACAUGACACAUAAGACAAAGGCUGCUUUUUUUACGGAUACAUUAAGAAACCCAUACAUUGUUAAAUGUUAACUUGUUCUAAUAUUUAACCAAAAAAACAUUCUUUAAGCUAUUAACAUUGUGUAAGUUUAAGCCAAUGUAGAACCACGUCCUGGCUGCCUGUGUCCACCAGGAGGCAGCGCAGCCAAUGUGUAUCAUUUGGAUUUAAGGAGCGGGCUACACUUCCUACAGCAUUGUCAGAAUUCAUCUAUGCAAUUUAAAUGUUUAUUUUUUUAAACUACAGACUUUUGCACAUGCACAGCAUGCAUUUGGGGUGCGCGCUUGUGUGUGUGUGACUGCAUUUGAACGAAACCCUAAUAUAUAUUGAUUUGACAUGAGUUGGUUAAAAACAAAUCGGUACUUUGUGUACGAGACGGUACAAGUGGCCCUCCACUCAAAUUUGGGGGGGUCGGGGGGGGGGGGGGGGUAAUGGCCAUUCACAGCACUGCACUAUCUAAAAGAUAUACUGAUUUUGUACAUUUCAUUUUUUUAAAGGGCAUAGGCUGCUAUAUGGAGAGAAGAAAUACUGCAAUUCUGUUAUUGUUUUAAACGUUUGUUCAAGAAAGAAGCGCGCUCAGUGAUUUCAAUUGCACAGAUACAUAGAUACAUUUAGGAUUUAUAGUGUACCUUGUUAAAUCCGUCAGUGACAUUUACAAUACAACUUCCUCUGGGACCAAGAUAGAACUCUGCUGAGGUUGUUCAUGACCCCACAUUGACAGCUUGUUGGCGUUGAAUAUGCCAUGGUGGCCGUACAAGUGUGUUCUUUUAUUAUUUAGUGUCGUGCUGCCAUUUUAUCUAAAGAGGGACCUACAGCCACAAUACAGCUCUGUUGGUAUUCUUACAUUGAUUAUGUUAUCCUGUUAUCUAUUAUCUGUACCUCAUACUUAUCUCAUACAAUACUGUGCCUCUGUGUAUAACAUGCCACAUGUGAACAGUUUAUUUGUAUAUUGACCGUGGGUUGUUUGUGUGUUCUGUAAAUAAACACAAUGAAACACGUAA